This is a messenger RNA of Mya arenaria, 947 nucleotides long. RefSeq names its product heat shock protein 27-like. The transcript is spliced from 2 exons. NCBI's taxonomy places the organism in Eukaryota, Metazoa, Mollusca, Bivalvia, Myida, Myidae. The record is from RefSeq and is a predicted model, not a curated record. Bases 81 to 602 code for a protein of 173 amino acids. Gene Ontology annotation, molecular function: protein folding chaperone. Gene Ontology annotation, biological process: response to heat; protein refolding.
CCGAUCAUUAUUAAAAAAAGCGAAAGAUAUCGAGUCGAACAGUAAACUUGUGAUUACCUACAAAACUCCGAACAGCAAAAAUGUCUUGGUCAAUUGUGCCGUUGUUAACGCGGGACCUCGACUACUUUGAUCGUCAGAGGGACCAGUAUUCCAAGUGGAUGCAUUUGUUUGAUGAUGAUUGGAGGGCCAUGAGAUUCGACGAUUCUGUAAGCCGAUUUGACCGAGAAUUGGAACGCUUCCGCCGUGAGAUGCAUGACCUUGACGCUGAAGUUCCGGAGCUCGUGGUCGCACAACCGUUCGUCACGGACCCCGAGGGAAACCGGAAGUUGUCGCUUCGUUUUAACUGCGACAAGUUUAAACCAGAAGAAAUCACAGUUAAGACCACCGGAAACGUCCUGAACGUGCACGCGAAGCACGAGGAGGACCGCCCGGGCAAGAAAGUUCACUUGGAGUUUACACGAAACUACACACUACCAAAAAACGUUGAUCCAAACAGCCUAAAGUCCACCUUGUCCAAGGACGGGGUGCUGCAAAUUGAGGCACCGGCGCCACCCGCGGUUGAGGCCCCGAAAGAGAACCUCAUCCCAAUUGAGAAACUGUGAUAAACAUUGCAAUUUUGCUGUGUCAAAAGUGCUCAGGUGACGAUUUAUCUGUUUCUGGUUAAAAUUCCUGUUACUGGGAUCAAAAUCGGAAUACUAUGUAUUAUAUUAUAAUCAUGACUCAUUAUUUUGCAUUAUGUUAAUAUUUUCAACAUAUUUGAUUUGUUGCCAUCGAAGUAAAAAUACAAAGUCCAUUGUAUUUAUUUUAAUUCAUCAUGGUUGAUUUUGCUGUUUGUAUGUAUUGUAGGUCAUGUCCAAUGUGUACGCGAUUUAACACAUGUGUUUAUUGAUAUAUGACAUAAAGUAUGCAUUUAUUUGAAUUGUUCAUUAAUAAACACUUGAACAAUA